Messenger RNA from Effrenium voratum, 1207 nucleotides. Lineage: Eukaryota; Dinophyceae; Suessiales; Symbiodiniaceae. The record is from the annotation of a GenBank genome assembly.
GCAACACUCCAGUGCGUGGCAUGACUCCAAUGUGAGUCCCUUUGACGUGCCAUGUCAGCAAAAGGCCAGAGCGCCGCUGUCCGCUGGCUGGACAGCGUGGCCAGCGGCGCGCGGCUGCGAACUUUGCGGCGAGAGCUGCGGCGGCAGCUGGCGGCCAAAGGCUUCGCCAAACUUCCGGAGCUGCUGCCGGAGCACGUGGCAGAGGCCGUGCGCCAGGCGCUGAAAGUUUUGGAUUGGGAGCAAGCGGGAGAAGGCGCCCGUGACGACGCAGGCUACGAGGAUCAAGUGCAACAUCAUUUUUCCAUAGCAGAUGUGGAGGGCGAUGUGGUGCUCCUCGGGGCGGCUCGCUUCCUUGCCAGGUUGCUUCCUGGCACUCUGCCCAACUUCUCAGCCGCCUGCUACCGUGGCCGCGACCAUAUAGCCCCCCAUACAGAUUUGGUGCCAGAGACCUACUCCAUGGAAGAAGUGAAGCAGGAGUGGCCUGGGAACGAGCCACAGCUACAUUCGUGUGUUUGCCAACUCUCCUGCCAGCUGCGUCGAGCAUACGGCCGCGGGGACCUGGCGUCGGCAGCUCAAGGCUGGAGACGCUGGCGGGAGUCCCGGGCCGAGACCGAGAAUCUCCAGGAUGCCCUGCAGUCCGAUGAUCUUGCGGCAGUUCGCCGCGCUGUGGAGCAGGGCGCCCGUGCUCCGAGCGUGCCAUUUCGGCGGUGGGUGGCUGCCGCCUACUACCUCAACAAGGAUCGGUCGCGGCUUCUGCCUGGGGCUUUCUUCACCUCGCCUUUGCUGGAACACUGCAUGCUGGAAACAAGACGAGCAAAACACAGCCAGGACUGGAAGCCAUCCUUCGGGGGCCAGUUUGUGGAUUUGGAGAGCGAGGAAGGCGCAGCAAAGCACUCGCCGGACUUCAAUACGCUGGUGGCCUUUGAGGUUCCUCGUCUCCACGAAGUGAGCGCGGUCCGCAAGGGCCAUGCGCGGUACUCGCUCUUUGGGUGGUGGCUGGUGGAGGAUGCGCCGCAUGCGCCGCAUGCGCAGAGCCUGAAGCGGCCGGCGGCGAAGGCAGAGGCCAAGACCAAGAGGCGGAAGACGGCGAAGUGAAGAACCCGGAUGCUUCAGAUGGAGCCUCCUUGGCCUGAGGCGGAGACUGGCCGUGAAAGCUCCAAACCCAGCCAGGCCGUUUCUGCCAAGUCACAGGGCCAGGUGACAGAAU